Molecule: messenger RNA, 692 nt
Organism: Emiliania huxleyi CCMP1516
Lineage: Eukaryota; Haptophyta; Isochrysidales; Noelaerhabdaceae
Exons: 2
Coding region: 60-557 (165 amino acids)
Source: RefSeq, a predicted model, not a curated record
CCCCCUUGCUUGCUCGCUCCAAACAAAGCGCCGGCCUUUAGCGCUCGGCGAAGUUCAGCAUGUCCGCUCCCAUCCAGCAGCCCUUCGAACGCAAGGAGUAUGACGUCACCAACACGCUCGCCAACACCAUCGCCGCCAUGUGCGGCUGGCCGUGCGCGCUAAUGAACAAGCAGCAGCUUAUCCUUGAGCCAGAGGAGGCCGUACUGAUCACCUCGACCAUGUGCGACACCAACACGCAGCGGCGGCCCUACGGAGAGCUCGGCUCGGUAGACAAGAGCUCGACCUGUGGCUGCUGCGUCGGAGUGAGCUCCGGCCUGGGCGCUAUGCAGCCGGGCUGCAACUGCGAGGAGGAGCUCGUCGCCGAGAUCGUCGAGGAGCUCAAGAAGCGGAUGAAGACGCGCGGCGACACUGGCCAGAUCCAGCGCGCGGAGCAGCAGCUGACGGAGAUCAUGAAGGUCCAGUCCGACAUGGCGGCCCUCAACUCAAAGGUGGACGCCAUCCUCGCCCACCUCGAGAUCAGCGCGCCGGUGCCGCAGGCGAUGGCUGUGCCCUAUUAGCGGGCGCUUGCGCCAAGCUACGUCAGUGUAUACUGUGCCCGACUCGACACACGACAGGCGGACACCUCCGUCGGUGCGCGCGCCGCGUGGUUUGUGUAGUUUUGUUUGUGAGGUACUGUAUCUGCAGUCUGCGGC